AUUGUAGGUACCCCUCUAGCCGACAUUGAGCAGGCUGUAAACGUGAAACGCUGUAAAGGUAAUCGAUGAGAUCUCAAUUCUUGAAUUUUAAUCGGUUUCGUUUGUAAAGUUACGCUACAGCGGUACUUGGUUCCGUCGCUGCUCGAAAACAAUUUAGUUUGUGGCAAGAUAGUUUGAAAUCGCGCUGUUUUAAGAUGGAGAAGCGUGUAGAAUUGGAAAAAAGGGGAAAGAAUUGUGCCGACAUUAAAGAACUGAACUUGGACAACUGUCGGAGUACAAAUAUUGUUGGUUUAACCGAUGAAUUUACAAAUCUUGAGACUCUCUCUUUAAUAAAUGUCGGUCUUACAUCACUGAAAGGCUUCCCAAAGCUUCCAAAUUUGAAGAAAUUGGAAUUGAGUGAUAACCGAAUAUCGGGAGGUCUUGAUGUUUUGGAAACCAGCCCAAAACUGACUUACCUGAAUUUGAGCGGCAAUAAAAUCAAAGAUCUAGACACGUUGAAGCCCCUGAAAAACUUCAAAGACUUGAAACAUUUGGAUCUGUUUAACAAUGAGGCUACUGCGAUUGAAAACUACAGAGAAAAAAUAUUCAAAAUGAUUCCAAAUUUGAAAUAUUUGGAUGGAUUUGAUCCAGAAGAUCAAGAGGCAGAUGACAGCGAUGCCGAAGAAGAACUGAACGGAAACGACGGGUUCGAAGACGAUUCAGAAUUAGAAGGCAGCUCCGAUGAGGAUGGAGACCUUGACGAUAGUGUAGAAUUGGGUGCAGUGUAUGCAGAGAAUUUAGAUGACCUGACAGAUGAGAACGACUAUGAUGCUGCAGAGGAGGAGGAAGAGGAUUCUGAGGGAGAGUGCAUUGAGGAGGAGGAGGAGGAGGAAAGCGUCGACGGUGACGUACAAUCACCCAAUGUAUCGCGGGGCAAAAAGAGAAAACUGGAGGAAGGCGAAGAGAACUAAAGGAAGGGGAACGUUAGUGUACGGACCGAGAGUGAUAACAUAGACAGUUUUAAUUGACCAAAAAAUAAUAACUAAUAUACUGCGGUUUUCCAUCGGCGGCAAGAAAGUACGCCUAGUCGCGUCUUUCCUGGCUGUGUGGUUUGUUUUUACUUUACAAAAUUAAAAUUAAUUGUAAGAUAUUCCAUCCGAUACGCUAUUGCAUAUACAGAAGCAGACGGGGCUCUGAUUUUUUUUAUAAUGUUUUAUUUUUUCUGACAAAUUAAUUCGUCGAUUAUCACAAAGCUAUUUUUUUAUUAAAGAAUAAUAAUAUAUCUAGUAUUGUAUUACUUCUUUUUUAUUAAAUUUCAUUAAAAUUAA
This is a messenger RNA of Sitophilus oryzae (rice weevil), 1307 nucleotides long. RefSeq names its product acidic leucine-rich nuclear phosphoprotein 32 family member A (gene Mapmodulin). The transcript has 6 exons. Bases 195 to 950 code for a protein of 251 amino acids. The record is from RefSeq and is a predicted model, not a curated record. Gene Ontology annotation, molecular function: histone binding. Gene Ontology annotation, cellular component: nucleus. NCBI's taxonomy places the organism in Eukaryota, Metazoa, Arthropoda, Insecta, Coleoptera, Curculionidae.